UCUGCCUUAAUUUUCCCCCGAGCGUGCGUGUAUUGAUGUCCUACGCAGGGAUGAUGGAUGGCAGAAGGACAGAAAUACGCCAGCAGCAGGGGCGCUCAACACUUUUUUAAACUCUCCCGGCCCCUCUCCUUCCCCCGGCGAUCAUCAAUGAGCCUCGGAGCGGGAGAAAGAAGGGAAAAGAAUCCGGACGAGCUUCGGCAAGGGUUGGCGGUGCCGGCGGCGGCAGCAGCGGCUUCGCCUUUCUUUAAAAGGGGGGCAGAGCGACGGUGCACAAAAGGGAAGGACGACCGGAGGACCCGACUCGCUCUUCCGCACCCCUGAAGUGGACGAUGGGGAGCUGGGCUCGCCGUCCUGCUCUGGAGCCGGAACAGCCGCUGGCCGCGUGAAAACUUCUCUUAGGGACCGAGAAGCUGGAAUAUGCAUGUCUAAGAUGGAAACAUCCACUUCAAUGGCUGCGGGGAAAAAAGAAGAGAAAAGUGUUCUUCUGGAAGACAAUGGCUUUAAUGAAACAACAAAAAAAACAGUUCCUUUAGCAGCUGCAGCAACAACAGCAGUGGUGACUCAAGGAGUUCCACAGCAUAUUUUUCCAGCCUUCCAUUCUCCUUUGCCAAUUGACAUGCGUCACCAAGAAGGAAGAUACCAUUAUGAACCUCACUCUCUUCAUGCAAUUCAUGGAACUGGAGUUCCAUCAAGACUCAGAGCUAACACUGAACCUUCCACUCUAAGCGGCAGCCCUGUUAUCUCUGAUAUCUCCCUCAUCCGUCUAUCCCCACACCCUGCAGGACCUGCAGAGUCACCUUUCAACCACCCUCAUCCAUACAUGAACCCCCACGUGGAACAUUACUUCCGAUCCAUGCACAGCAGCCCUACUCUGUCUAUGAUCUCAGCUGCUAGAGGCCUCAGCCCAGCUGAUGUAGCUCAUGAGCAUCUGAAAGAGAGAAGUCUCUUUGGCCUUCCCCCUCCUCCUCCAGGAGCCAACCCUGCAGACUACUAUCACCAGAUGACACUCAUGGCCAGCCACCCAAAUCCUUAUGGGGACCUCCUCAUGCAGAGUGGAGGAGCAGCCGGGGCCACGCAUCUUCAUGAUUACCUCAGCCCUGUAGAUGUGUCAAGAUUCUCCAGCCCAAGAGUAACACCAAGACUAAGCAGGAAACGAGCACUUUCUAUAUCGCCCUUGUCUGAUGCCAGCAUUGAUCUCCAGACCAUGAUCCGAACUUCGCCCAAUUCCCUGGUGGCAUAUAUCAAUAAUUCCAGAAGUAGUUCUGCAGCUAGUGGCUCUUAUGGCCAUUUAUCAGCAGGGGCAAUAAGUCCUGCCUUCACCUUCCCUCAUCCGAUCAACCCAGUGACAUACCAACAGAUUCUGAAUCAGCAAAGAGGCCUCAGCUCGGCAUUUGGACACACCCCUCCUUUCCUACAGCCCUCCCCCACUUUCCCUGCCCGGCAGCAUGUGGCAGUCAUCUCGGUCAAUUCUUCUCCUGCUCAGAUCAGCAACAGCAGCAACUGCAUCGCUGAGUCUAACCAGAACAAGCAAAGCAGUGAGUCAGCCGUUAGCAGCACAGUCAAUCCAGUAAUUAAUAAACGGAGUAAAGUCAAGACUGAAACAGAGACCCUACCAUCAGCGUCUCCACCGACUCAGGAACUUCUGACAGACUUGAAAGAGGAAUUUGAUAAGGAUGAAUGCAAGCAGGAGCCUGAAGUUAUUUAUGAAACCAACUGUCACUGGGAAGGUUGUGCAAAAGAGUACGAUACGCAGGAGCAGCUGGUCCACCACAUCAACAAUGAUCAUAUUCAUGGGGAGAAGAAGGAGUUUGUUUGUCGCUGGCAAGAAUGUACCCGGGAACAGAAGCCGUUCAAAGCACAAUACAUGUUAGUAGUGCACAUGCGAAGACAUACUGGAGAAAAACCCCACAAGUGCACGUUUGAAGGUUGCUCCAAAGCCUAUUCACGGCUAGAGAACUUAAAGACACACCUGAGGUCUCAUACAGGAGAAAAACCGUAUGUCUGUGAACACGAGGGCUGCAAUAAGGCCUUUUCUAAUGCUUCUGAUCGAGCAAAACACCAGAACAGAACACAUUCCAAUGAGAAACCCUAUGUCUGCAAGAUCCCAGGCUGCACCAAGAGAUACACAGACCCCAGUUCUCUCAGGAAACACGUGAAGACUGUGCAUGGACCAGAGGCCCAUGUCACCAAGAAGCAACGCAAUGACAUUCACCUGAGGCCACCUGCCCUUAAGGAAAAUAGUGACAAUGAAGCAAGUGCCAAACAGAGCAGCAAGUCUACUGAAGAGCGGGCAGAGGCAAACAGCACCACCACAGGCACGGAGGACUGCUUACAAGUCAAAACAAUAAAGACAGAGAAUUCUGUGAUGUAUCAGUCCAGUCCUGGUGGCCAGUCAUCAUGCAGCAGUGAACCAUCACCACUUGGGAGCACCAACAACAAUGACAGUGGAGUGGAAAUGAACAUGCACAGUGGGGGAAGUCUGGGGGACCUGACUGCGUUGGAGGAUAGUACUCCUGUUGUGGACUCGACAGUCUCAUCUGGCAACUCAACUGUCAGUCUUCAGCUAAGGAAACACAUGACAACAAUGCAACGCCUUGAGCAGCUCAAGAAAGAGAAACUCAGGACAGUGAAGGAUUCUUGCUCAUGGGCAAAUCCAGCACCACAAGUCAAAAACACCAAGCUGCCUCCCAUCCCAGGCAAUGGUUGUCUGCUGGACAAUAUGCGUGGCACCUCUACAACGUUGCCUAACCCAAGGAUAACUGAGCUGUCCAUCAGUGAAGUUACAAUGUUGAACCAACUAACUGAACGCCGUGACAGCUCAACCAGUACCAUCAGUUCUGCCUACACAGUCAGCCGCAGAUCAUCAGGAAUAUCCCCUUACUUCUCCAGCCGUCGUUCCAGUGAAGCUUCUCAAUUUGGAAAUCGUCCUAACAACACAAGCUCUGCUGACUCCUAUGACCCUAUUUCCACAGAUGCCUCUCGCCGGUCAAGUGAUGCCAGUCAGUGUAAUGGGGUCUCUGGUCUUUUGAAUCUCACACCAGCUCAGCAGUACAGGCUGAAAGCUAAGUAUGCUGCUGCCACUGGUGGCCCACCCCCUACCCCACUACCUAACAUGGAAAGAAUGACCCUGAGGAAUAAAAUAUCUCUCCUCGAUGGCUCAGAGCCUGCUUUGCCUUCAUUUCGUCUCCCUCCUGGGCCAAGGCGUUGUAGUGAUAGCAGUGCUUAUAUGUAUGGGGCAUCACCUGCAUUCUCUCAUGAAGUGUCUGGGAAUAGUGCCAGACGGGCAAGCGAUCCAGUGAGGAGACCUGCUGGAGACCCAAGCUCCCUUCCCAGAGUCCAUCCUUUCAACAGCACCAACAGCAUGAACCCUCCUCAUCCUCCUGCAGACAGAAGAAAUUUCAACCUUCCAGUCUUUCCACAUUCAGACAGAAGUCUUGCUAGGCAUGUAUAUUCCCCACGACCCCCAAGUAUUAGUGAAAAUAUUGCCAUGGAAGCAAUGCCUGGUGAGACAGAUAGUUCUGUGGGAGAUGACGAUAUUGUCCUACCCGAUGAUGUGGUACAAUAUAUCAAAUCCCAAAACAGUGGGAUUGCCACAGAGAACUCUUCUACAGGGUAUGGCAAUGAAAUGCAAAACUUCCAAGUGAAUGCAAAAGUGCAACAUAACAACACACUAAACCAACGCAGGAUGGCUAUUCCAGAUCUGAGUAUGAACCAUUCAACCUCUCUUGGUGGUGGAUGCCAAAUAAACUAUGGGGCUAACUCUGAUUUGCGUAAAAAUAACAUGCCAGUCCAGUGGAACGAGGUUAGCUCAGGAACUGUUGAUGCACCCUCUGCUCAAGCCAAACAGCAGUUCCCUCAGUGCAACUUAGCUGUAUUCCAUCAGAAGCAAAAUUUUGGUCAGUAUCAGAAUUUCAACCAGCAGCAGUUGCAGGUGGGUCAAAACAACAUGAAUGGGACUCUGCAGCAAUUUGUGCAGAAGAAUGCAAGCAUGGAUGGACAAAGGCUCAAUUGCAUGCACUUAAAGCAGCAACAGGUGAAUCCAGGUUCUGGUAACAACCUGGAUUUGAACUCACAUGAGGUGUACAACCAAGUUCAUCAAAUGCUAAGUCCAAAUAUGAUUGCUGGUGAUGUCACCCAGCUUUCUCCUUCCUGUAAUAACCUGACCAUGAAGCCUGCAUUCCACGCUCAUUCUCAGCAAAUAGAUAACGUGGCUGAUCCCAUUUCAUUAAUUAACAACGGCAGAGAAUAUGUGAUGCACAGUCAAGACAUGCAGGAACCAGGGUAUCAGCAGAGCUUUUCAUCUCAGCCAAGCCACAUGAACUUCUCCCUGACACAGGAGGACUUUCACCAGGCUUCUGCAUUACUGACUUCAGCUCAACCAAACUUUGAGCCACAACAGAAUAUGAUAGGUACAGUUGGACAGAGCUUCACUUCCUCAGUGGUACAACCUCACCCCCCACCUAAUCCUAAUCCAGGAAACAAGCACCCAGGAGUCCGUGCCGUGCAGCAGUUGGGAUACAUGAGAACAUCUCACCCAACAAAUGAUGUGAGCCCAGGGCAGGAAAGGGCAAACUCUUCCCCCAAGAGAACAACUGCUGUAGGACCAUUGCAACCACAAUUCAACAGUAGUAUGAGGGAAAGCCAUUUGAUGCACUAUUAUGGUCAAAUACACAUGUAUGAACAAAAUGGAAAUCUUAAUAACCAUACAGAUUACAGCGUAAGACAACAAUGUGCAUUGAACAUCAAACCAGCCACCAUGCCUUCCCCUGGUGCUAAUCAAGUUUCUAGCACAGUGGAUUCUCAGGUUCCAGAGCCUCCUCAGAUAGAUUUUGAUGCUAUCAUGGAUGAUGGUGACCAUUCAAGUCUGAUGUCAGGAACCUUGAGCCCUAGCAUCCUGCAGAAUCUCUCUCAGAACUCUUCUCGCCUUACAACUCCCCGAAAUUCUCUGACACUGCCAUCUAUACCAACUGGAAUUAGUAAUAUGGCAAUAGGGGACAUGAGCUCUAUGUUGACCACCCUGGCAGAAGAGAGCAAAUUUCUUAACAUGAUGUCUUAAUGCAUAAAGCACAAAUGUCUAGAAGUAUCCAGAGAUUAUGUGCUGAGCAAUGUUAUGAAUGUGCUUUUUAAAAAAAAAAAAAAGGAAAGAAGUUUCCAUAGAGUAGACUUUUACAAGUAUUAAAACAUAUUAAGGGAAUUCCAAAUAAGAAAAAAUAUCUUUGUACAAACAUGCAUAAACUAUAUAAAAGCACUGAAAGGAUGCACUUCUAGUAUUAUUUUUGUGCUUGUUUUUCAGAGUGCUCAAAGAUGCCACCAUCCUCCUUACAGUGCUUCUAAAGUGUCACCAUUUAUACAAGACUGAAAGGUCUCAUUGAGAAUCCUCUUAAAAACCUGACUGCCAUUGCCACCAUCCCUUCCCUUGUUAGUUUUCAAAGGGUUAACAUUUCUCAACCCAUCAACCUCAAAAAUAGAUGGGGCUUUGCCAGUGGUGGGACCCUCAAAAGCCAUGUGUUAAAAUAAUGAGAAGCAAUGUUUCAGAUGAAGCUUUGCUUUUUGCAAUCUCCUUUUGGCUUUCCCUUACCUAUAGCUGCAAGUACGCAAUGCCUUGUCCUCCCUAGCGACAGACCUAAAUUUAACCAUAUGCAAAGCCAUACUAUAAAUGCUUCAUGCUUUGCUGGUGACCAGAUGUACAUGCAUGCGCAGACACACACACACACACGCACACACACUUUAUUUUUACAGCCAGUAUCGCUCUUUGUACCUUGCAGCUUAGCUGAGAAUCAGCUUUGCAGCGAAGUGCCUUACUGUGCAUUAGCAGUUGAGUCGUCAAGGCAUCUAUUGUCCAUUAAUGUCAAAUAAAGUGUACUGCCAGAAGCAUAUAUAAAAUAAAGGUGCAUUAAUAUAAGGCAUUGCAGUGUUGCUAAAAGGACAUUUGAGAGAGACACAUUGAUGGGGAAAUGUGAAAGACUUAAUGCCUUAGUUGUGGCAGAGGGGGCGGUUCUGAUCAGAGGAUAUGGAGAAUAUAGUGGAGAUUUGAAAAUGAAACUAACUUAAAAAUAUAGUAGAAAAAUGUCCCUACCAUGCACGAUAUGAAACACAGAUCACUCUGAGUUUCUACUGACUUCACUUUGGAAUUGGUCAUACAAAAAGAACAGUGCUGGAGUUUGUUAAGCAUGACAUGAUAAAAGUGAUGCUGCAGAAGUGUGUACAUUUUUAUGUCAUAAAAUUUGCCCAUCUCUCCCAGUUGUGUGUUCUAUCAAACUGUUUAAUUACACACUACAUGGGUUGGCUCCGACUAAUAUCUCACUUUGGAGGUGGCCAUCUGGCUUUGGUAAAAAUGAUCUUCUGUUUGUUUGACCAGUGAUGAUACCUCAGCAUUAUUAUAAGACUGAAAGUUGCUCAGAAUUCCUUGGAAAAGAGGGGUAGCACAGAAAGGAGUAAAUAAGUUAAGCAUGAAAUAAAUAAAGCUGUGUGCCUCUCCAAACCUACUGUUGGAACACUGAGGUGUCAUCAUCUCUUGAAGGCUUAGUGUAGCUGCUUUGAGGACCUUCCCAUAUUGUCUAAGCAUGGAGAAAACAUGGAAGUUCAACAGCAGUCCUGCAGAAGGGUUUUCUGUGUCUUUGCCAGUGUGCUCAGGUGAAAUGGGGAGGCCCUUGAAAAGCCAAACCUUCAAGAUGGCAUGACACUUCACAGUAUAGAGUAGUGGAAUGGUUUGUCCAGCCCUAAUCUGUUCAGUGCUACAUGCUCAUCAACUUGGGCCCACAAAAACGAAUGGUGCUAUUGCAAGAAUGCAUGGCAAACUUGUAGUCGGUUAUGUGUAUUACUGCUUCUAAGUUGCCAUACAAUUGCCAUGUAUUUAGCAAAAGUAUACUAGCUAUUUGUAUGCAUUACCCCUCCAGUAAGAAGAUACAUCCAUGCCUACUGUCCCCUCUCUCUUAUGACAAUUUUUGGUGUGAGUAAGCAACUCUUGCCAAAACUCUGCAUUUCAUUCAGGAGAAGUAUUUACACUGCAUAAUUGCAUCAAUUCAUGCAAACCAGUGGGGGUGUUUACACAUUUAUUUAACUGCAUUUUUGAAAGCAUUAUUUUGAAAAAGAAAAUUAUGAGAUCAGACAAUCAUUAAGGGCAGAGAUUCCAGCCAAGAAAAGCCUGUGAAAAGAGUAGAACGUGAAACAGGGUAGGAUGGGUGUAAAAUGUGAAAAACAUGGCAUACCAAUGCUUGCGUUUUUAUAAAGGGGCUCAUUAGAUUUGAGCUAAGCCAUUCAAGCCCAAAUCAUUGGCAUCACAUAGCAAACUACAUCAGUAUUUGUCUAGCCAACAUCUCUGGGUAACUCUGAUGAAACAGAUUUCACCCUGUCCUAUACAGCUUCUCCUGCUUUCCCAAACCUGCUUCAGAUGGCUGAAGUUUAUCUAAAACAGGUUGAGCACACCAGAAGGAGGAGCAAGCAUCGUGCAAGCAGAAAGCUCCUUGUGAGAAGUUGGGUUUUACACUUCAGCAGAAUUAUAGAAAGCAUAGCUGUAAAAGGAUGAUGUAUUAUAAAUUCCCUGCUUUAUAUAUUUGUACAUUUGAUUAGAGUGAUUUGUUUCAUUAUUUAUUUUUGAACUGAAAAAAAAAAAAGGCAUGUAAACCCAGUUGUUUAAAGAAACAGAGGCCCCAAGAGUCUCUUUGCUCAUCUUUUCGAUCAGUAUUCUGUAUCAGAAUCUGUACAUCGCACUGACACCAGGAUCACUUGGCAGUGCCAUUUACCCACCUAGCAGCCUCCAUCUUGGAAAUACAGGUAGUCCCCAGGUUAAGAACGCCCAGUUUUAGGACAACCCAUAGUU
This is a messenger RNA of Python bivittatus (Burmese python), 7819 nucleotides long. The record is from RefSeq and is a predicted model, not a curated record. Lineage: Eukaryota; Metazoa; Chordata; Lepidosauria; Squamata; Pythonidae.